Molecule: messenger RNA, 1763 nt
Organism: Brassica oleracea var. oleracea
Lineage: Eukaryota; Viridiplantae; Streptophyta; Magnoliopsida; Brassicales; Brassicaceae
Product: arogenate dehydratase 5, chloroplastic-like
Exons: 1
Coding region: 239-1537 (432 amino acids)
Biological process (GO): L-phenylalanine biosynthetic process
Cellular component (GO): cytoplasm; chloroplast
Molecular function (GO): prephenate dehydratase activity; arogenate dehydratase activity
Source: RefSeq, a predicted model, not a curated record
GAAUGUGGUAGGUGAAUGAUUUGACGGAAUUACCCUCAUAGACUUUCUUUUGGAAAAAUCCAUCUACUACUUCUCUCUCUCAGUAUAUAAUCUCUUCCUCCUCCACCAUUAUCUCUCAGCUUGCAAGUUCUCCUAUCAACAAUAGAACUCCAAGCUUAGCUUUGUACUGUACUUCAAAUACGCAGUCGUUUUAAUAUUUCUUAAUUUUUUUCCGUCUCACAAAAUUCGACUCAGAAUCAUGCAAGCUGUUUCGCCUACCUUCUCGUGUGAUCUCAAACCCAUGAUUCAAACGAAUCUAACGGCUAAAAUCGCGCGUUACUCUCACGUAAAUAGAAACCGCGUGUCUGUUCGUUGCAGCUACAAGUCUGAGUCGUUUAGCUUCCCUAAUGGUGUUGGCUCGAGCCGAGCUGAUUGGCAGAGCUCAUGCGCCAUCUUAGCAAGCAAAGUGGCUUCCGCUGAAAACUCCAGCUCCAUCACCGGUUCCUUAGCCGGUCAAGUAGCUGCCGUUAACGGCCACAGCAACGACUCCGUUAAUCUCAGCCUCGUUCCGUCCAACACUCAGAACGGCAAGCCUGGAUUGAUUCAGCCGUUAACGAAUACAGAUCUCUCGCCGGCGCCGUCUCACGGAUCCACCCUCCGUGUAGCGUAUCAAGGAGUUCCCGGCGCGUAUUCCGAAGCCGCCGCCGGAAAAGCUUACCCUAAGUCUGAAGCCAUUCCGUGUGACCAAUUCGACGUCGCGUUUCAGGCGGUGGAGCUCUGGAUCGCGGAUCGCGCCGUCCUCCCCGUUGAGAACUCUCUCGGCGGUUCGAUUCACAGAAACUACGAUCUCCUCCUCCGCCACCGUCUCCACAUCGUCGGAGAGGUUCAGAUCCCUGUCCACCACUGCCUCCUCGCUCUCCCCGGAGUCCGUCCGGAUUGCGUCAGGCGCGUGAUCUCGCAUCCCCAGGCUCUGGCUCAGACCGAGGGAUCGCUCAACAAACUCACUCCGAAAGCCGCGAUCGAGGCGUUUCACGACACAGCCGCGGCGGCGGAGUACAUCGCGGCGAACAACCUCCGCGACACGGCGGCUGUGGCGAGCGCGAGAGCGGCCGAGCUCUACGGGCUCCAGAUCCUCGCCGACGGGAUCCAGGACGACGCGGGGAACGUCACGCGGUUCCUGAUGCUGGCGCGUGACCCGAUCAUCCCUCGCACGGAUCGCCCUUUCAAAACGAGCAUCGUCUUCGCCGCUCAGGAGCGCGAAGGAACCAGCGUCCUCUUCAAAGUGCUCUCCGCGUUCGCGUUCCGGAACAUCAGCCUGACGAAGAUCGAGUCGCGGCCGCACCAGAACUGCCCUGUGAGAGUCGUCGGGGACGGAGGCGUCGGAACAGCGAAGCAGUUCGAGUACACUUUCUACGUUGAUUUCGAAGCGUCGAUGGCGGAGGCGCGUGCGCAGAACGCGCUAUCGGAGGUGCAGGAGUACACGUCAUUCCUCAGGGUGCUGGGAAGUUACCCAAUGGAUAUGUCGCCAUGGUCAACGUUACCUAGCGAAGACGCCUGACCGUAUAUUUGUCUAAAUUAUAAUAAUAACUUAUGAUAAAAAAAAUAUCAUAUUCGUUGAAUUAUAAGAUACGUGAAACCAAAGUAGAAUGUAGAACUCGUUUUGCAUGUGAAAGUAGGAGGAUAAUAUAUUUUAUUUCUCCUAUGAUACCCAAACCAAAAAUAUUUUGUAUGUUGCUGCUGCUGAUCAUGUCCACUAAAAUGCGAUGAUUUUCCAUUGAUUUUAA